UGCUCCAGUAAACAUAUUGGAGGCAAAGUGUAGCUGUUGGGACUGUGUGUGCAGGAAGUGGUCAGAGGCUUUUUUUUUGGUUGACUGAGAAGCGUCAGACAAGAUAUCUGUGUAUAAAGUCUACAUUUGUGCCUGGACAGGAGCUGAAUGCAUCAGUCUGUGGUUUUUUAUUGGUCCCCUGAGAGAGGCAGAUAUAACACAACGAAAGAGACGGAGAGCCCUACUCACUGCUCAGAUUUCUAUUGACUUUUAUCUCUUACUACUCUCUCUUCUCGUUCUGGCUCUAAGGCUGGGCUCUUAACCUCAUUUUUUCCAUUAACUAACCUUUCACUCUCUCCAACUAUUCCUUCAACUCUUCUCUGCUGCCCCAGUUUGCAUCUUCUCCUGCUCUCGCCUGUCCUCUUUCAGACCUUUACUUUCUUCUCUUGUCAUGUCUGUAUCCAUGAGGAACCCACCACAGCGCCGGCGCUCUCUCGGUCCCGUCUCGCCCAAACGCAUCUACAGAAACCUGUCCGUAAGGCUGAGAGGGGGUGGAGAGUCAUCUGUUACCACGGACUUGGACGCACCUAAAUUCCCCAGGAAGUCUGCAGAAGCUUACAAGACCCUGUGGGAGGCGGUGGAAAAUGAGGAUACGCUGGCUGUACAAACCCUCCUGUCCAGAGACAGCAGCAGCAGUAGAGGAGGAGGAGGAAGCGUGUGGGAGAGGGGAGAGAAGAAGGAGAAGGACUGGGAGAGAGACAGGGAGAAAGGGGUGAACAGAGUAAGCGAACAGGGGCUGGUCCCCCUGGACGUGGCUGCCCUUACCCACAAUUCCCCUCUGCUUCAUGUUUUGACGAAGGCAGGAGCCAGACAUAAUCCUGUUUUGGCCCAGCCAGCGGAGUGGGCACUUAAGCUGGAUGCUCUGGUGGCCCUGGCAGAUAAACGGAUAGAAGAGAGGAAGACAGAGUUAACGAAAAAGGCCGGGGCAGGGCCUCAGGCACAGGGUGAUCUUCAGAGGCACGUCUACCUUUGGAGGCUGCGGCAGCAGCUGUACUGCCGGAUGCGAGAGAACUUCCAGAACACAGAGCUCCCUGGCCCUCCCAGUCAUGUGUCCAUCCUGGUGACGAGCACAUCAUCUCUGUACGUGACGAUCAAAGAGCCAGAGGGGAACUCCGUGGGGCUCAUCACACGCUACAGAGUCGAAUGGAGCACGUCGGCCAGCUUCAAACGCAUCCUUGGCUCAGCCCAAGUUACAGAGACCAAGAGCCCCUCCUACAUUAUCAAGGGGCUGACAGCAGGAGUGCAUUACUUUGUGAGAGUGAGUGCCUACAAUGUGAAAGGAUGGGGCCCGCCUCAGUGCUCUGCUCCAGCCAGCGCUGCCCCCUCCAGUUGGCGAGAGUGCAUUGGUGUAAAGUCACAGUUCAGAAAUCACGAGGGCCUCGUGAGGAAACUGCUGGAAGAUGCCAGAGAGUCACAUCCCAGGGGAUAUUGGAUAGAGAGCUCGAAGCCCCAGAGUCCCAGCAAGCGUCUGUCAGUGUCUCGAGGCAUCAAACAACUGUUCCAGUCUGCCACCAAGUUUGUUCGUUUCCUACAGAGGGGAGUGUACUUGGCGACUGUGUUCUACCACAAGGAUAACAUCCUGGUCACAGCUGAAGAUCAAAUCCCACUGGUGGAAAUCCAGUGCUGCUCCACCUCCAUCACCCAAGACUUCCUUUGGUUUGCCAAGUUGUCCUGUGCAUGGCAGCAAGUGCCCUGGCUACAGCAAGGCCUUUCCUCCGCUCACUCAUCUCCCUCCUCCCUCCUUCAGAACAGGCACAACAUUUUAAGGGCUGUUUCCCAGCUGCAGUCUUCUCUGGGAACGAUGGACCUGGGCCAGGUGUACUACGAACCACUGAAAGAUCGGCAGGGCAAUGUACUAUUAGUCACUCUGAAGGAAUUCUCAAACACUCCCAGCCCUCCUGACCCUCCGCUCCACUGGAUUCCUCUGGCACGUCUGGAAAAGAACCGCAGCAGAACUCCUCUGCUGCCUGAGCCCACCGCCAUGGACAUGCUCUAUGAGCAGCUCAAGGAGAAGCUGUCCUUCCACAGGCACAGCCUUCAGUGGGCCCAGCCGGGUCUGUAUGUGGGCAUCCUGAAAUUGUGCAGCUCGGUGGAACAAAUCAGGGUCCUGGUGCCUCAGAGACUGCCCAGUUUACUCUGCCACACACGAGUUCGACACAACGCCCACGUGACCAGAGAGGAGUGGACAUGGCUUCAGAGUCAUGUUCAGAACCUUUUGGGUGCAGAGGAUGAGAGCAUGAUGGAGAGCACCAGUAUGGUGGAAUUCAUCAGGUCUCUGAGAGCAGCGGUCACCCAUCUCCUAACAAAGCUCAACAUCCCCCUCUACAGGGCGUAUCAAUACGGUGUGUACACCCGGGAGCUGCUCCAGUUUGGAGAUAACUUGUCCAUGCUGCUGCUGCUGCCUCCCAGUGAGGACUUCAGCUCUAGUUAUUGGCCUCUGGUGGGGACCAAAGAGCCUGGCCUCACCAUGCCUCUGCAGAUCUUUGAGCUGGUUCACUUCUGGACAUAUGAACGGGACUUCCUUUCGCAGUACUGUCAGGCCUGGGUAAAGCUGGAGCUGGAGACUCAUCUGGCCCAGCAGGCUCUGCGGGAAGCGCUGGACACCAAAGAGGUGAAAGAGGCCCAGGAGACGCUGAAACACAUCACGGAGCUUUCACAGCGUUUGGAUAUGGUCUGGAGGGAUGCCCGCUGGAUUAUGGACUGUCUGCACUGCGUACGGUCCAAGCAGUGGGUGGGGGCGGUGCCUCUAGGCCUGGUGAUGGGAGGAGACCCACCACCAUGUCCCGACAGUGAGGAAGAGGAGAGUUUGACUGGCCGAUUGACAUGGGCCCAUCGAUUACAAGCACAGAGGGCCAUUACAGAGAAUUCAGCCAGUGUGACUCUGCCAAAUGUGGUCACUGCCGAGGUCUCCGCUCCAGUUGUCCCUGGAGAAGCUGCACUGGUGUUAAUGGAGGGUGUCGCGAAGGGAGGGUACCCUGUAGACAUCACCCCUCAGCCAGCCGUGGACCUGACGAGCACUGGACAGUCAGAUUUGGGAUCUGCAAGUGCUUUCACAGAGUCUGGAUUGGAGCCUGAGGCUGUUGCACAGCUGGAAGUGGGCUAUCCAGUUUCAGACACACAGGAGUGCUACAGCAGGGAACAGGAUAUUCCUUCCAGCAUCACAGAAGUAAUCCAACCAAUGGAGAUGGCAGAGUUGGUUGACAUCUUGCCAACAUUGAGUCUUAUUGAGGAGGAGAACCCCUCGUGCCCAACCACACCAUCAGUAAUGGAUAUGUUAGAGAACUUUGGACUGGGGAUCGGUGUCUUUGAGUAUGGGAACUCUGACCCGAUCAGUGGAGGCAGCUGCCCGUCGCAGCCCAACUUGGAUUGUAACAAAGACAUGAGCAGUAUGAACGAGCACUAUGAGAAUACGGUGCCUCAGAAACAAGAUGUGCCAACCUCUUGUGGCACGGUGACUGCCACAGGUGAUGACGCUGCUGUUUUCAGUGUAGACGUUCCUCCGGAGGAUGCAGGGACUCAGAAUGUUCCCAGCAAGGGGGCGCUUUUUCCAGUAAGGAAUCAGGUGGAGUGGGAGAGACCUUCUAACAGUUCAUCCUGAUAUCAACUCAAACAGCUGCAUUCUUCUAACUUUAGUGUUAAUUUCCAAACAGAAAAUCAAAAUUGGACCUUUUGUGAGUUAGAGAUUUUCAGUGUUUUCUGACUGUAAAUCAGUGUUUUAAGCUCAUAUGGGACAUUUGUCACACCCAAGAUAAUGAAAAAUACGGGAAAUGAAAAGGAAACUGAAACUAGAGUCGUUUGCGUGUUUUUCUUUUGCACAUUUCUGGGGCUGUAGUUUAUGUUUUCCAAUAUUCAGUCCAUUUAACCUUGUAAGGGGGAAAAAUUAAACUAUAUCAUUGUUGUUAUGACUUGAAAACCCAUUACUCACUACAGCACAAAUCCACAUUGCUGCUUGUUGGAGCUGUAAACAAACUCAUUAAAUUCCCACAAUUCAGUCAAAUGGAAGCAUUUGCUUGGCAGGCUAUGAAAAGCUGUCAUACUUGCAUGUGUAACUGAAUAAUUAUGGUUCUGUUUGGUUUGGUUUGAGGCCGUUUCUCUGGUUUAUUUACUGCAGGGAGGCAAAAUGAACGAAUGUGCUAAAAGCAUAUUAGAAUGGAGGAACGCAGUAGAAUAAAAUAGCCUUGCCUUUCAGCUCUGUGCCUUUCAACAGAAGUCAGUAUAUGGCUGUUUUAAUGAGACAGUUUUUCAAAUUAAAUUUCAUUGUGCAUUGCUACAGUUAUUACUGUUAUGGACAUGCAAUACAUUAGGAAUCAAAUACAAAUACUUACGUUGGUUAGCCAGCUUUAGGAGGCCAAAUCAGUGUGAAACCUCAUUAACGUGCUCUAGAAUGUAUUAUUCAUUAAAUGACAUUUAAACAUCUGGAUGACUGAAUUUAGAGGUGGUCUGCAAUCCUAAAUGUCGUCACUGUCUAUAUGUUUGGUUUCAAAAGCCCUGGUAGUCUCUGACAGCUGCUAAUGCACUCGUGCUUGUUUGACAUGCUCUCACUCUGCAGUCCCGCUUGUUAAGGCUGGAAAUCCAUCAACGCUUAAUGCAGUUUCAAAUCAAUCGGAAUGACUCCAAGCGCCUGUUUGAUGCUGGAAGAUGGUGCACUUACACAGAUUAAUAAUUAAGCAAACACAGCGCAGAAUUUCACAGGAGAUAAGCAACUUGUUAUAUUAAUUGCAUCCCAACCCAUUGAUAAAGUGAAGGCAUGAAAACAUCGGCUUUGAACAGCGUUUGGGUUGACAAUGCAAUCUAUCCGAGCAAUCUGCUGAGAACAUCCCCCCAGUGAUGUGUCGAAAUUAUUAGUCUUAAAAGAGUAGAUAACUUCACUCAUGUGAUAAAGUGCGAUGCUCAAACUCUUAUUAAGAUAGAGCCGGUUCUGACAAACAGUGAAUAGUCCCCCCUUUUUUUUCCCACCUAUGUAAUAUGAUGAAACAGCAUUUAUGGUAUUUAAUAUGCAGAUCAGAGGAAACUUGCUCACCAUGCAUCAGUUUAAGCGAUGGUUGAUUGCACAUCAUUUAUCCUGUGUUUUAACUGUAAUCUGCGAGUGUGCACAGCCAUCACUGAAAAAGAUUAAGUGUGUUGGGUUGAGUGUGUGUAGUGAUGCUAUGAAACAGUGCUCAGUGGGUGCACAGCCAGUGAAUGAGGUGGAACAGAUCAGGUCAUCCUCAAACUUCUGUUAGAGACCAUAUAAAGGAGGAAAAAAAUCAGCCCCCUUGUUAACUUGAUAAAUGUCUAGAUGAAAGACUAUUUGUUCUGCAUAUGAUAGACCAACAGCGUUAAUGGACUGCAGAUGGCUGUUUACCACCACCUAGUGGUCAAAAUGAGUACCUGCAGAAAUCUGUUCAAUUUGUGGGGAGUAUGAUACGAGAGUAUUAGUACACUGUGUGUGGAGGCACAGCUGUAUGUUUACAACUGGUUGGCACAUAGACACGAUGCAAUAAUGAAUAAGAGAAGUGAAAACAUAGCAAUCAAACCGUUUACUGUUUUUGCAACUCCCCUGACACACUUCAUAUCAUGACAGUUACUCAUGCACAGUUUGCAGUUUGUCAGUUAUUAGAAUGUGUGUUAAUCAUACCAGGUGUCACAGUAGGUCCUGAAAUGGUUUUAAUAUUAAUAAGCGGGCCACUUGUCAUUUUAGUGUGCUUUUACAAAUGAUAACAGCGGCAUCAGUGUUGAUAUUAACUCUAAUUUCAGUGAUGAUGAAGAUAUGCUCGCUACUGCUACUGCAUUAGCUCAACUAAAUGAUGUCAUAAUAAAGGUGAUUAUUUUUGUCUUGCUAUUGUGUGUUUACUGUGCGAUCUGUGGCCUUCACUUUGUGCUACACUUUUAACUGGCCAGAGUCAAGGAACGAAAUUUUAACCCACAGAGUGAAUU
Messenger RNA from Archocentrus centrarchus (flier cichlid), 5955 nucleotides. RefSeq names its product ankyrin repeat and fibronectin type-III domain-containing protein 1. The transcript has 19 exons. Gene Ontology annotation, biological process: establishment of mitotic spindle orientation; regulation of establishment of bipolar cell polarity. Gene Ontology annotation, molecular function: protein binding. Bases 431 to 3637 code for a protein of 1068 amino acids. NCBI's taxonomy places the organism in Eukaryota, Metazoa, Chordata, Actinopteri, Cichliformes, Cichlidae. Gene Ontology annotation, cellular component: spindle. The record is from RefSeq and is a predicted model, not a curated record.